Mangifera indica (mango) is the source of this 799-nucleotide messenger RNA. RefSeq lists its product as uncharacterized. The transcript is spliced from 5 exons. NCBI's taxonomy places the organism in Eukaryota, Viridiplantae, Streptophyta, Magnoliopsida, Sapindales, Anacardiaceae. The coding region runs from base 116 to 685 and encodes 189 amino acids. The record is from RefSeq and is a predicted model, not a curated record.
CCCGCAACCCAACAAUGUCAAUCAAUUAAAAAAAAACAAAAACAAAGCCAAAACCCAAAAAGCCCCUUUUUCAGGUAAACCGAGUCGCAGCAGUCGUUGUUUCUUCUUGCCAUAUAUGGUGAUGAUAAACACUUACAUUACUGACUGGAUCGGCCAAUUUCUCGCUUGCAUGGGUGGUUGCUUUGGGUGCUGCAGUAAGUCCACCCCAAUUAUCGCUGUGGAUGAGCCAUCAAAGGGAUUGAAAAUUCAAGGGCGGACUGUGAAGAAACCUACCAUAUCAGAUGAUUUUUGGAGCUCAAGCACAUGUGAUUUGGAAAACAGUGCAGUUCAAUCCCAGAGAAGCAUUUCAUCUAUCAGCAUAAAUCAGACCCUCAAUCACUGCAGUGGAAAUAAUGGCACAAGCAGCCAUUCUGAAUUUGUUAAUCAUGGAAAGUUUCAACAAUAUUUAAUUUUAGUUUUCUUAUCAAUUUCUGGUCUUCUUCUGUGGAAUCAAGUAAGAUGUCAAUGGAUUGGAAAUAGCAAGCCAAAGAAUGAAACUCAACAUAGUUGGGAACCUAAAUCAAGUUGGCCUGCCACAUAUGAAAGUUUACUUGGAACCAAAAAUCCUUUUCCCGGGCCCAUCCCUCUCAGCGAAAUGGUUGAUUUUCUGGUGGAUGUAUGGGAGCAGGAAGGAUUGUAUGAUUGAGUAAUUGAAAUGCAAAAAUGGUUCACUUUAUCAUAUGUGAAGCUCCCUACAUCUCUGUAUGCUUAAGUGGAUUCUGUAAAUGAUUUUGGGGAAAUGGAAGAACAAUUUGAUCAA